Messenger RNA from Bufo bufo (common toad), 1986 nucleotides. RefSeq names its product X-ray repair cross complementing 6 (gene XRCC6). The transcript has 13 exons. Bases 144 to 1979 code for a protein of 611 amino acids. Gene Ontology annotation, biological process: telomere maintenance; double-strand break repair via nonhomologous end joining; cellular response to gamma radiation. Gene Ontology annotation, cellular component: nucleus; Ku70:Ku80 complex. Gene Ontology annotation, molecular function: damaged DNA binding; DNA helicase activity; telomeric repeat DNA binding. The record is from RefSeq and is a predicted model, not a curated record. NCBI's taxonomy places the organism in Eukaryota, Metazoa, Chordata, Amphibia, Anura, Bufonidae.
AUGCAUCCUGCCCCGCCCUCUAGCGCUGUCGCCGGGUAAUGACGUUCGCCGCCUGAAGUCACUGAAAGUCGGGCCAGGAAAAGGGAGCGCGAGCCCUUGUGGUUGGCGGGAAGUGGGUCUUACCUCCCGAGAUAUCUGAAACAAUGGCUGACUGGGGAGCAUACUAUGUUAAAGACCAGGGUGAUGAGGAUGAAGAACAGGAAGAUGGAGAAGCAGAACCUGGUGAGUUUCGCCAAGGAGGCAGGGACAGUCUAGUCUUCCUCGUUGAUGCCUCUAAAGCAAUGUUUAAGAGCAUGACUGAUGAUGAUUUAACGCCGUUUGACAUCGCUCUACAGUGUAUUCGCAGUGUCUACACCAGCAAGAUCAUCAGCAGUGACCGUGACCUCCUAUCUGUGGUGUUCUUCGGUACUAGGGAAAGCAAAAACUCUGAUAAUUUCAAACACAUUUAUACUCUUCAUGAUUUGGAUACACCAGGUGCCAAGCGGGUUUUGGACUUGGAUAAAUACAGAGAAGAGAAAGGACGGUUGUACUUUUCUGAAACUAUUGGGCAUUCAUUGGCCUUCUCUCUGGGCGAUGCCCUCUGGCACUGUGGAAAUCUCUUCAGCAACGUUAAGAUGAAGCUGAGUCACAAGCGUAUAAUGUUGUUCACUAAUGAAGAUAACCCACAUUCCAGUGAGUCUGCCAAAACCACCCAGGCAGUAACCAAGGCAAAGGACCUACGUGAAGUGGGGAUUUUCUUGGAUCUCAUGCAUCUUGAAAAAGAAGAUGGUUUUGACGUCUCUCUAUUCUAUCGUGAUAUUGUGAAUACUGAUGAUGACGAAGACCUUGGUGUGCAAUCUAAAGCUUCCAGAAAGCUAGAUGAUCUCAUGAGAAAAGUUCGGGCCAAGGAGAACAAAAAGAAAUCUUUGUGCAGAAUCCCUCUGAAGCUGGGUGACGACCUCCACCUUACAGUGGGAGUGUAUAACUUAAUCCAGAAAGCUAACAAACCACCUCCUGUAAAGUUGUACCGUGAGAGCAACGAGCCUGUAAAAACGAAGACAAGAACAUUCAACAAGGACACAGGAAGUCUCCUACUUCCCAGUGACACAAAGAAAGCUCAGACUUACGGUAAUCGUCAGAUUGUCCUGGAGAAGGAGGAGACUGAACAAGUGAAGAAGUUUGAUGAUCCUAGCCUUGUGCUGAUUGGGUUUAAACCAAUCAGUUUGCUGAAGAAGCACUAUUUCAUCCGGCCUGCACAGUUUAUUUAUCCAGAGGAGUCUCUUGUUAGUGGUAGCAGCACACUAUUUCAGGCUCUGCUCAUCAAGUGCCUGGAACGACAAGUGAUGGCCAUUUGUAGGUAUACCCCCCGCAGAAAUACACCGCCUCGUUUUGUUGCGUUGGUCCCACAGGAGGAAAAACUGGAUAAUGAAAAUGUGCAGAUUAAACCUCCAGGUUUCAAUCUAAUUUUCAUCCCAUUUGCUGAUGAUAUUCGUAAAAUUGACUACCCAGAGAUGGUUCCAGCUAAUGAGGAACAGGUGGAUAAGAUGAAAGAAAUUGUCCAUAAGCUGAGAUUUAAAUACAGGAGUGAGUCAUUUGAGAACCCUGUACUACAACAGCACUUUCGUAACUUGGAAGCCCUUGCUCUUGAUUUGAUGGAGCCGGAACCAAUUGAAGAUCUCACAUUACCAAAAACAGAUAUGAUGGAUAAUCGAUUAGGCUCUCUGACUGAAGAAUUUAAAGAACUAGUUUAUCCUCCUGGGUAUAACCCAGAAAGCAAAGCCGUGAAACGGAAGCAAGGUGAUGGUAAUAGCCAAGCUGGAAAGAAGGCCAAGACAGAAACAUCCAUUUCUGAAGCAGAGCUUAGAGCCUACGUGAAGAAUGGAACACUGGGAAAACUAACUGUGCCGGUGUUGAAGGAGUCAUGUCGUAAUUAUGGGUUGAAGGGAGGGAAAAAGCAGGAACUUGUAGAUGCACUUGUAGAUUACUUUAAUAAAAACUGAACCUUUA